This is a messenger RNA of Neoarthrinium moseri, 1209 nucleotides long. RefSeq lists its product as uncharacterized. The record is from RefSeq and is a predicted model, not a curated record. NCBI's taxonomy places the organism in Eukaryota, Fungi, Ascomycota, Sordariomycetes, Amphisphaeriales, Apiosporaceae. The coding region runs from base 1 to 1209 and encodes 402 amino acids. Gene Ontology annotation, molecular function: protein binding. The transcript has a single exon.
AUGUCAGUCGGGCCCGGGAAGCAGAACGGCGGCGUGGCCGUCGCCAGGCAGGAUCGGCUGGCCGACCUCCCCGAUGAAGUGCUGCUGCGCAUUUUCGAGACGGCCGGCCGGCUCUCCAAGCGAGCCCUGUGCAACGUGUCGCGCCUGAAUAAGCGAUACCACGUCCUGGCCGACUCCAUCCUCUACAACACGAUCCAGUUCGACACCCCGGAGCACCACCUGAUCUUCAGUCAAUCGCUCGGCCGCCGGCCCCGGCGUGGGUCGCUGAUCGUGGGCGUCAGACUGGCGUACCCCACCUCGGAGCUGUCGCACUUGAGCCUCGACGUGCCCGUCCAUGGCUCGCACUAUGAGCCGUCGCGCUUCGACGGCUUGUCGCGCAGCCUGUCGACCAUGUCGAAUCUGGAGAUGCUGGACGUCGCGGCGCCCGACACUCUUCUUCACGGGAUUGGCACCAUCUUCAACGGGCCGUUCGACUUUGCCUGUCUCAAGUCGUGCACUCUCUUCUACCAGUGCCCAGAUGACCAGUACUGGGAUUUACGAGAGAACAUCCACAUAUUCUCGCAUCCGGCUCUGGAGACCCUCGUCGUCAAGCGCGCUAAGCUGGCCGACCCCGGAUUCGACUAUCUGGAGCGCCCGCACGAUACGGCGCUGAAGAAAUUGCACCUCAUCGAAUGCGACAUCAACGAAGAUGCCCUCUCGGACAUUCUCGAGUUUCCCGAGGCCUUGACCGAGUUUAUCAUGACCCAGACGGCAGAGCCCAAGCCGGAACUGGAGGAGGGGUCUGACGAUGUCGGGGACUUUAUCCUCGCGCUGAAAUCCGCCUGCGAAUCCUUGGAAACCAUCACCAUUGACUGCCCCGCUCUCACGGGACGCAAGGCGUUGCGGAUGCGAGAGUUCACUGCUCUCAAGACGCUACGUCUCAAUUGGGAUUAUCAGCUGUUUGGAAAAUCUUCCAAAAAGCCCCGCAUGCACUCAGUAGGCCUGCCGCCCGAACUGGAAACACUCGAGUUCUUCAACGAGCUCGGUACGGACGAAGAAGUCAACGAUCUGCUGCUGUUCACGGUCCAGAGCAUGGGAAUAAUUGGGCGAAAGCUCAAAACGCUGGUUGUGGUGGAGGGUGAGGACCGCCCUAUCUCAGAAGAGCUCAUAGAGGCUUGCAAGUCGCAAGAUUUCUCCCUAGACAUCAUCGGACGGUUUGACGAAGAGUAG